AUGCCGUCUUUGAGGUCUCGCAACGACAGCUCCGGGCAGGUUCCCGAAGGUCCAGCUGCUAAGACCCGACAAAUACGACACUCAGAUGAGACAAAAGCUGCUGUACGGCAAAGUUAUCAAUCGAUUCGCAGCUCAACAUCUGCCACCGACCCCGAAGAACCCCUCGCAGUAUUCGCGCAACAUGAUUGCUCGAAGAUUGCAGACGGCUCAACACCUCCGGCGGCCAACAUCGCUCCCGCCGAGAUUCUACUCCAGAUUUAUUCCAUGCUAACCCCUCGGGACUUUGACAAUGCACGAAGAACAUGCUCACAAUGGAUGAGAGUCAGUCUCAACCGCAAACUGUUGGAAGGAAUGCUGAAACGUGCCGGAUGGUGGGAUGCGUAUCAGGAAGAUGCCGAGAAACAACGAGCUCGUCGCCGCCCGUCCAUCCAAGAGAGUGAUGUUUGGAGAAUGAGCAAGCGUUUUGCUACCGAAUGUCUACUAUCGGGACGAAAGGCGAAUGUCGAAAAGUCAGGAUUCAUGAAAUCAGAAAUUAUCGACUUUUCAGGACUAUCCAAGGGAAUGACCUCGAAAGCUAGAAGAUAUUCAUCUAAUGGAUCAUCCAAGACUGCUCGAAAUGGGAAUUCCCAUGCUUCUUCGACUUUCAGUGUGAGCAGUUGCAGUAAUUAUGUCCUGGCGACUACUGGCUGCGUGAUCUAUGUGUUUCGAUUACGGGGAAAGAGGACGCGCUCUGUUUUCUCAAUGGAUCUGGCAGACACAGACCUGGAACCAAUUUCGAGUAUUGAAUGUCCGUUCGAGGUUCUAUCUGCAACUUUUGAUACGACCACGCCUCGAUUUGUGGUCGCCGCAUUGUUGCAGAAUCGAGUCGGUAUGGUUUGCGACGUAGAAAUACCUGACUGCGCUUCGCCUGCUGCUGGUCCAGCAACGAAUACGCUAUCACCCAAAUCCGUGGGGGCCGAGCACUAUCAGCCUAGAAUGUCGAGAACGAGUCACUCUACUCCGCACUUCUAUUACAAUGUCUGCUCGGAAGAUCACCCUCCUCGAACCAUUGCUCUCUGCCCUGGCCGCCGAUGCGUGGCAUUCGGAUGUGCAGGAGGCAUUGAAAUUCACUGGGUCGACGAAACAACCCAUCAAGACCAACGAAGACACUUUCCCAUGUCCCAACCCUCAGAAACCCUCCAUUUCCUACCCAGCAGCCGGGAGAACCCCGCAGAACUACGCCUCAUCUCGUCUCUCGCCGGUCCAGGAGCCCACGAGUGCGCAUGCCGACAAUCUCCUUACCCAGACCAUCCCAAGAAAUGCCAAUUCCACCUUCUCACAGACGUACAUUCCCUCAAUCGUCGCAGCCCGCCCAAUACAUCCUCUCUUAGUCUUGUCCGAGCCACCCACUGUCAUCAUUACCGAGCCGUCCCUAUUAACGACGGCUUCCACAUUAUUUUCGUCGAGCCACGCACCGGCCUCCUCUGCAUUGGAUCCGACGCACCAAUCGGUGGCCCUACAAGUCUAACCCGAGCCUUCGUCUGUGUCCCGCCCUUCGGCAAAGAUCCAACAGAAAGCAUCAAAGAAGCCCGCGUCCCGACCGUUUUCACCGUCGGCUCUGAUCUAAGUUGGGGUCUCCGCGUCGUGGCCGCAUAUCAAGACCGCAUCGUACUAUAUUCCGUCCCACUGGACGUCUUCAACGUGAUUCGCAAAGAACGUGAACGCCAAGGCGAAGGUGUCAUGGGUGAUAGCGAUCUCGCACGGGACUGGUUCGUCGAUUCUGAGCGCUUCCGCAAACGUCGCGAGAGUCUGGUCCAGAAUCAAAAUGGGGAUUGGGAGUUCUUGUUAAGUGUCAGUUACCGACCUACUGCCAUGAUGUGGCCGUUUAAAAUCUAUGGCAAGGAGAUCGGUCGUGUGGACAAUUUGGUGGAACUUGCGCUUCAGUCUUCGAAUGGUGGUGCGCGCGUCUGGGCUUUCAGUGCAGCGGGGGAGGCGCACGUCUUUGAUAUCGAUACUAUCGUAUCGACUAAGCAACCUGUGGCUGAUGUGCCCUGCAAAAUGGUGACUGUAAGUUCAGACGGGAGCUUGGAGUCCUCUCGGCUCGUUGAUCGCGCCGCGCUGGGGACUACGCCGUUGCAGGGGUCUCGCAAGCGCAAGUUCACCGAGCUACGGGAUGAAUUUGUUGGUCGAUAUGGGACGACUCGAUUUGUGCCGAGUAUGACUUUGGAUGGCCUUGAGCCUACUAGUACCGUUGCAGCGGCACUAGCCCAGCAUGAAGAUUCCUCAAUCAGGCGACCCUCGUUCGCGGCGUGCAUUGUCGAUUUUAAGAUUCCCGAACUAGGGCCUCGAGAAGGUCUGUGGAGAGAUAGUGUGAUAGGGUCAUGA
This is a messenger RNA of Penicillium daleae, 2364 nucleotides long. RefSeq lists its product as uncharacterized. Lineage: Eukaryota; Fungi; Ascomycota; Eurotiomycetes; Eurotiales; Aspergillaceae. The transcript has a single exon. The record is from RefSeq and is a predicted model, not a curated record. Gene Ontology annotation, molecular function: protein binding. The coding region runs from base 1 to 2364 and encodes 787 amino acids.